CACUUGGACCGUCAACACCUCAAUUUGAAAGCAGCUCACCAUGACUGGACGCGGCAAGGGAGGCAAAGGACUCGGAAAAGGAGGCGCCAAGCGGCAUCGCAAGGUUCUUCGCGACAACAUCCAGGGCAUCACCAAGCCGGCCAUCCGUCGACUGGCUCGUCGUGGCGGCGUGAAGCGUAUUUCCGGACUUAUCUACGAGGAAACGCGCGGUGUGUUGAAGGUGUUCCUGGAGAACGUGAUCCGUGAUGCGGUCACCUACACCGAGCACGCCAAGCGGAAGACCGUCACGGCCAUGGACGUCGUGUACGCCCUGAAGCGCCAGGGACGCACGCUGUACGGAUUCGGAGGAUAAGUGGAAGUUCCGUUCAUCAUUGAAAUUAAACGGCCCUUUUCAGGGCCACUAAAUCAAUCACGAAAGAGUUGAUUCUACAACCUAAAUUCUGCCAAACGAUUCUACUUAGUCAAGUUAAUUGGAAAAAGGACAUCAAUUUGAAUCGUUUUCCAUUUCAAACGCAACGACCGAUUCCGUAGACGAUUCAAACUGAAAAU
Molecule: messenger RNA, 549 nt
Organism: Culex pipiens pallens (northern house mosquito)
Lineage: Eukaryota; Metazoa; Arthropoda; Insecta; Diptera; Culicidae
Product: histone H4
Exons: 1
Coding region: 41-352 (103 amino acids)
Biological process (GO): nucleosome assembly
Cellular component (GO): nucleosome
Molecular function (GO): DNA binding; structural constituent of chromatin; protein heterodimerization activity
Source: RefSeq, a predicted model, not a curated record